AAGUAGUUAUUCUUCGUCGGAUACGACUCUCCAAAAACAUAUGCGAACAAGUGGAAUGCUUUGUAUACUAAUGCUUCUUUUUACUGUAAUCUUAGUCUCCGCUCUUCGCUUAGCCUUCGCCGCCUAGUCUAGGUACCUUCGCACCCUCAAUUGGAAGGAUGCGUCAACCCCUCCAUGUGCUGCUUAUCCUGCUAUCUAUCCGUACAUUUCUAUGUUUUUACAGUGUAGAAUAUUUCUUGUGUAUCAGGGUCCGUCCCGCGAUGCUGACCCCCUGUCCUGCAGGCCAUACGCAAAGCACUUUUUUUUUGCUUCAUGCACAUGCCAGGAAGACCAUCAAAAAGGCGACUUCUGUGAACCACAUUACUGUCUGUAAUGGAACAAAUUAACUGCCGAGCGUCCCAGACGCCGCUCCUUUGUUCUUUUUUUCUUUUUCCUCCUUGUAAGAC
Neurospora hispaniola is the source of this 446-nucleotide messenger RNA. RefSeq lists its product as uncharacterized. Bases 159 to 386 code for a protein of 75 amino acids. The transcript has a single exon. Lineage: Eukaryota; Fungi; Ascomycota; Sordariomycetes; Sordariales; Sordariaceae. The record is from RefSeq and is a predicted model, not a curated record.